Molecule: messenger RNA, 1132 nt
Organism: Drosophila persimilis
Lineage: Eukaryota; Metazoa; Arthropoda; Insecta; Diptera; Drosophilidae
Product: translation initiation factor IF-2
Exons: 3
Coding region: 1-1038 (345 amino acids)
Source: RefSeq, a predicted model, not a curated record
AUGAAGUUCAGUGCUGCCUUGGCUCUGCUGGUGAUCGCCGGGUUCGUGGCCAGCGGCGAUGCCCUGCCCGCCAGGAAAAGAAUGGUCUACUACCAGCAGCCCGCCGCCGCCGAGUGGUACGGAGCCGCGCCCCAGCAGCGCAUCAUGUACAUGCAGUACGUGCAGCCAGGACGCACCCACGCCCGCUCCACCCAGGCCGCCAGCGCCCUUGUGGCCGGCGAGACCGUUGCCACCGGCACCUACCUGAAGGAUUGCAAUCAUGCAGAGUCUGUGGAUGAGCUCAGCGCCGAGGGAGUCCAGGCCGAGGAUGUCCUGGCCGCUGCCGGAGCCCACGGAGCCACUUCCGUGGCCGAGGCCUAUCCCGACGAGGCUCCUGUUGUCCAGGUGGCCAUCGAUGCUGAUGUCGUGCCCGAGGCUGAGCCCGAGGUGGCCGUCGUGGAGAACGAUGACGCCGCCAAGGUGCCACGCGAAUACAACUUUGUGUCCGAGGAAGCCGCCGCCGCCGCAGUUGCCGCUGAGGAGGAGGCCAUCGCCGAGCCCGUCGCCGUUGCCGUCGAGGCCGAGCUGCCCGCUCCCGCACCCAUUGCCCCCGUGGCUGCCGUUGUGCCCGCCAACCGUUACCUGCCCGCCAAGAAGAAGGUCAUUGUCGAGCUCGAUCAGUCCCCCGAGGAGGAUGAGCCCGAGAUCGCUGCCAUCGAGGAUGAGGAAGCCGUGUCCGACGACGUUGAUGAGGAUGAGGAGGAGCUGGUCGUGCCCGUCAAGCCAGUGGUCAAGAACCCAGCCCGUCGUCCAGCUGCCAAGAAGCCCGUCAAGGCAGCCGCUCCGGCUGCCAAGCCCUCGAAGAAGCCUGCCGCUCCUCUGCCCGCCGGCACCUUCUUCCCCGUCAACUUCGGAGGCACCAGCGGCGGUGCCAUCGCCAUUGCCAACUCGUUCAGCACCGGCGAGGGCGGAGCCGCCACCAGCCACGCCAUCGCCUAUGGCUCCCCCGACUCUGUGCGUGCUCGCGUCCGCCCCAAUCCCAGCAAGUUCCGUCACUAAGUCACCGACUGACGACCAUCCUCCGCGUCUUGCUAGAUCCAGUCUGUAAAUGAAAGAUUCUCCUGUAAUUAUUAGCGAAAUUGUCAACUUUUGA